CGCCGCCGAGGGGGGGGGAAGGAGAAGCGGGGGGGUGGCUUCACCCCGCUGCCAGCUUCGCCCCCUCGCCCGGUCGGCGCUUCCCCUGAGAGGAGAGCGCGGCCGUUGGAAAGGCGGAGGAGCCCGCGGGCGCCCGGUGUCAGCACAGUCUGCUCUUCAGCCGCCGAGAGACGUGAUAAACGCGGGAUAUGUGCUCACCCGGUCUGAGCAUGCUGGGGAAGAGGAUGGAGGGGAUGGCGUCUGCAGUGUGGGCUCGUUGUCUCUUUACCAGGUCGAGAAUUCCAGACUCGGUAUUUCAGCCGCAGCCUGGAGAUCAUGAAAAGUAUGGAGGUGACCCUGAGCAGCCCCACAAAAUCCAUGUUAUUACUAGAAUAAAAAGUGUAAUUGGUCGCCCGUAUUGGGAAAAGAAGAUAAUAAAAGAUCUUGGACUGGAUAAAGCGCAUCAGCCAAGACUGCACAAAAAUAUCCCUUCUGUGAAUUCCAGGCUGAAAGUUGUUAAACACCUGAUAAGAAUACAGCCACUGAAACUGCCUUAUGGGUUGCCAACAGAAGAGGAAAUGUCGGACACCUUUCUUACGAGCAAUGGAGAGCUUGUCAUUAAACGGCAUCUGAAACCUGUGAAGCAGAAAGAAAUUAAGUCAUAAGGUGUGCUGGUUGGAUUUAUAUUUUAUAAAAUAAAUAAUUUAACUCCCAAGUUAAGAGUUUGUCUAUGAAAUGUAAGCUUACUUCUUACUGUGUCUGGUGUGAGUAACGGAGGUGACACUGAUGCUUAAAGAAGGAUUACAUGUGUACAAAUAUAAAAUUAAGUGUUGGUAAUGUUUGCCUGAAAUAUUAAAUGAAUGAUAGGCUUUCUGUCCUUGUGUUUUAAUUUUGUGGCUACAUUACUGCAGUUUAUGGCUAGCUAUUGGAAAACUUUAUAAAAGUCAGAUAAGCAGCGAAGUAAGUAGACUAGAUCUAACUAAUGAUAGUGAGGACGUUUCCCAGCUAACAGUAAAGGUUUACAAUGGUGGUGCAUGAUGUCACCUUCACUGCGCAAAGGAAGGAACUGGAAUUGAAAAGCUCUCUGUUUACCAGUUACACGAGAAUUGACUGGCUGUCCACCAAGAGUGUCGUUUGAUUGAGGCAGGCAUUUGGGUGACUUACCUUGGUCAUCCAGAUCUCACGCUUGUUCCUUAGCCAACAGUCUGGCCUCCUCUGUAGCUUAAAAAGUACCUGAACUCUCCAUUUGGGAAUAACAGAAGGAGUGAUUCACAUCUUGGUAGGUUGUAUAAUUUGUUUUUCAG
Haliaeetus leucocephalus (bald eagle) is the source of this 1283-nucleotide messenger RNA. RefSeq names its product mitochondrial ribosomal protein L30 (gene MRPL30). Gene Ontology annotation, cellular component: mitochondrion; large ribosomal subunit. Lineage: Eukaryota; Metazoa; Chordata; Aves; Accipitriformes; Accipitridae. Gene Ontology annotation, molecular function: structural constituent of ribosome. Gene Ontology annotation, biological process: translation. The record is from RefSeq and is a predicted model, not a curated record. The transcript is spliced from 5 exons. The coding region runs from base 189 to 644 and encodes 151 amino acids.